Talpa occidentalis (Iberian mole) is the source of this 2058-nucleotide messenger RNA. RefSeq names its product transmembrane protein 50B (gene TMEM50B). The record is from RefSeq and is a predicted model, not a curated record. The transcript is spliced from 7 exons. Bases 97 to 573 code for a protein of 158 amino acids. Gene Ontology annotation, biological process: late endosome to vacuole transport via multivesicular body sorting pathway; protein targeting to vacuole. Lineage: Eukaryota; Metazoa; Chordata; Mammalia; Eulipotyphla; Talpidae.
GGAGGACGCCGCCCGCCCCGCAGCGCGCCGGGGGUCGGCGUGGGCGCCGGGGGGCCGAAUAUUUAAUGAAAACAACCCCACGCUUAAGGGUUGAAAAUGGCAGGCUUCCUGGACAAUUUCCGUUGGCCGGAAUGUGAAUGUAUUGACUGGAGUGAGAGGAGGAACACCGUGGCUUCCGUGGUAGCAGGUAUAUUGUUUUUCACAGGCUGGUGGAUAAUGAUCGAUGCAGCCGUGGUCUAUCCUAAGCCAGAGCAGCUGAACCACGCCUUCCACACGUGCGGUGUGUUUUCCACAUUGGCUUUCUUCAUGAUAAAUGCUGUGUCCAAUGCUCAGGUGAGAGGUGACAGCUAUGAGAGCGGCUGUUUAGGAAGAACAGGUGCUCGUGUUUGGCUCUUCAUUGGUUUCAUGUUGAUGUUUGGGUCACUUAUUGCUUCCAUGUGGAUUCUUUUUGGUGCAUAUGUUACCCAGAAUACUGAUGUUUAUCCAGGACUAGCUGUGUUUUUCCAAAAUGCACUUAUAUUUUUUAGCACUCUGAUCUACAAAUUUGGAAGAACCGAAGAACUAUGGACCUGAGACCAAUUCUUAAAUCACAUUUUCCUUUUGUUAUAUUCUAUUUGUAGAUAAGUUUUUAUCUUUCAAUAUAAUUUACACAUUGCCAAAUGGGAGAGAUUGUACAUUAAAUGUUUUGUUUCUUUACACUUUUAUGCUCUGAGUUUUGAAGUACUUUUAUGAAAAUUUCUGUCAUUUUUCAUUGACUUGACUGUUAAUCUAUUCAUAAUAUGAAAUAUAGCUGGGAUGAUGAGUAUCGGCUUUUUUAUUCCUGAGGAUGGAAAGCUUGAUGUGUUCACGAUGCCAGGGUUGCCUCAUCAUGUCAUUUUAAAGGUCACUACUUGGUUUUAGAUUCUCUAAUUUCAGAACUUGGGUGAAAAUACAGUUCCGUUGAUCUGAAAUAAGCACUGAGCCAUUAAAAAGGGCAAGUUGUAGUUUAUUUUGGUUUAAAAAUGAGAUUUUUUUUUAACAAGGAAAAGUGUUUGUUCUUAUGUAUUAAAAAUGGACUUUUAUACGGAGAUUUUUUAAAUACCUGAAGGACUAGUUUGAAAGUCUCUUUUGAAAGUUUUUAAUGUGACUUUGAGAAGUGAUGGGUAAUGCUUGAUCAGAUAAGCUCAGUUUUGUAUGGUUAAUGUAAAAAGACUAAGACAGCUCAGCAACAUGCUUCUUAUAAAGGCAGCUUGAACAAUCUGUCUAGUGGGACUCUCUUGUCAGCCUACUGUUAUCUGACAAUACAAAAUUUAAUAGUAAGCAAGUGUGAGACAACUGCAGUUAAACAGCAUGAACCAUAUAACCAAAGUGAACAAUUAGUUUCAAGUUAAAGCAGUUCUUCCCAGCAAGAAUUAUUAUGAACUAGUGAAAAAUAAGGCAUUUCAUCCCCGUAGUUAGACUGCAAGUCUCUUUUAACUUCAGCUCUCAAAUUCUGGGUGAACUCUUCCUGCAGAAUAUAUCUUCAAUCUGAAAGUUCAUACUCAGACAGAAACUUCUUUUGCCAACUUUGAAACACUGUAUUUGCACUGUGUGUGUGUUUACUCCUUAUAAGAGAUUUCAAAGGCACCCUUGGGUCUGCACUGCUACUUGUUGCUUUCCUUUGUUACACAGGUUUGUUAUACAGGGAAAAGGUGAUUUUAUAGACUUUGGUUGUAAGACAAAAUAUCAAUGGUAUUAUAUGCAGCUUCUAAUGCAAGCCUUAUUUUGCUUAACUUCCACCCUCUUUGAGGGGAUUGACUGCACAGAGUAUGAAGCAGCUGUGGAUUGCUGUGCCUUUGUCUAGAUACCACCUUGUUUAAUUCCUUCUUUGUUGUUUUGUCCUCAAAAUGUCAGUAAACUUUGUCUUGCUUCCAACAUAUUGUAAGACUAAGUACUUGUUUCCAUUCUCUUGUAAUCUAUUGCAAUAAAUAUUACUUCUCACACGUUCUGAUACCUUCAGAUCUGUUGGAGAAAAACCUAAAUUGGUUUAUUGUUUAUUAUUUAAUCAUUCAAGUGGGCCCAGUCAAAGAAGCAGUUUAU